Messenger RNA from Arabidopsis arenosa, 1523 nucleotides. NCBI's taxonomy places the organism in Eukaryota, Viridiplantae, Streptophyta, Magnoliopsida, Brassicales, Brassicaceae. The record is from the annotation of a GenBank genome assembly.
ACAGCGGCGGCUGUCACUUCACUGUUUUCUACGAGAUAUGAACUACGAUUUACCACCGCCGAUUGAUCUGAGGAGACUUCCAUGGUUCGUUCAGCAAUCCCUGGUGAACACGGGGUUCUGCGUAAUUGAACGUCCAGUAAUCGCUCACUUUAUGGAUCAUAUCCUGGAGCAAGUAGAUGCUAUGCCUGCUCCCACGUACCUGAUUGUUUUUCCUAAGCUAGCAUAUAUUGAGAAUGAGAUGUACAUCGGUCCGACCACAAGAGACUCUCUUUUCUGUGGUUAUCACGCCGUCACAAUCAUGGCUGUUGGAUAUCAGAACGGAUUGAGAUUUGCUAUUUGCAGGCAAAACAAUGGGCUGGCUGCGGAAGCUAGUGGAUACGUUAAAGUUUCACUCUCCGUGAUAAAGCGUGAUGAUGAGAAAGACGAGGAAGAAGAGAAAGAAGAUCGGAAAAGACCAAGACUACCAGAGAAGGCAGGGAAAGGUGAAGAAGUUAGGAAAAGGCAAAGAAUAGCAGGGAAAGGUUACUCACAAUCAAAUGUGGUGUUUGAGGCAGCUUGGGCGCUCACCAAUAUCGCUUCAGGGGCAUCUGAGGAGACUAAAGCCAUUACUGAUAGCGGUGCUAUUCCUUUAUUCGCCAAACUUCUCAGUUAUUCCAGUGAGGAAGUCCGGGAACAGGCUGUCUUGGCAUUGGGAUACGUCGCUGGUGACUCCUCAAAAUGCCUUGAACAUGUUUGCAAGGCCUUGAUGCCUCUUAUGGGCCAAUUCAAUGAGCACUCUAUGCUGAGGAAUGGUGCAUGGACAUUAUCAAAUUUCUGCAGAGGGAAGCCGCAACCAGCAUUUGAGCAGACAAAAGCAGUUGUACCUGAGUCUGCACAUCAUCCCUCGCCCUCGGUUCUGAUUCCAGCUCUCCUCCUUGAUAUUGGUAAUAUUGUUACCGGAGAUGAUAUGCAGACUCAGGCGCUGUCUGGUCUUUUGAAAAACACAUACAAGAAGAGCAUCAAGAAGGAAACUUGCUGGGCUAUCUCUAACAUUACAGUUGAAGAAGUGAUUCAAGCAGGCCUUACUCAGCUUCAGAUCGGUGAGUUCCAGAUAACUAAUGCAGCUUGUGGUGGCAAUCAUGACCAAAUCAAGUUUCCCAUGAGACAAGGCUGCAUUAAACCCACACGUGUCCUAAUCCAAGGAUCAUAGAGAGGUCAUGUUGAACCAAGGAGUACGGGAUAAAGAAAAAAACUAAACAUGUUGCUACAUCAUCGCUCCCUCUUAACUCAUGUUUUCUGUUCCCUUUAUUGCAUCAGUUAAAAUACUCAUGUUGGUACUUGAAUGUUUUUUCCAAUGUUUGUGCUUUUGUUUGUUACGUGAAACGCUACCGUUUGGUUUCAGAUUUCGUAUCGGAGUCACGUUUCUCAGUGAGAGUGUUAAACCUUUCCUUUGCUCUGACACGGUAAUUUCAACUGCUUUGGUUGCUCUUGCGCCUCAUAAUUGUCAAUAGUGUUAAAUGAUGGAAUAUAUCGUCUAUAGGAGU